Hemibagrus wyckioides is the source of this 2212-nucleotide messenger RNA. It is a transcript of the gene naa40, whose product is annotated as N-alpha-acetyltransferase 40, NatD catalytic subunit. The transcript has 10 exons. Gene Ontology annotation, molecular function: protein N-terminal-serine acetyltransferase activity; histone H2A acetyltransferase activity; histone H4 acetyltransferase activity. Lineage: Eukaryota; Metazoa; Chordata; Actinopteri; Siluriformes; Bagridae. Bases 537 to 1190 code for a protein of 217 amino acids. The record is from RefSeq and is a predicted model, not a curated record. Gene Ontology annotation, cellular component: nucleus.
GAGAGAGAGAGAGGAGCGAAGGAAGGAAGGAAGAAAGAAAGAAAGAGUAGAACCUAGCUGUAGACGUAAUUAGCCAUCGUCCCUGUUCUUUGGCGCCAACUUGCCGGAGAGAUAAAAGCGGGAUAAAACGUAGCAUGCUAGUUAACAUCGAUUAUUUAUAUUCCGCCGCUAUGUUCAGCUAGCCGAGGCAGCUAACGUUUAGUUGUGGUACAGUAGGCUAGCGCGUGCUCAUUAGCGUGUUAUUAUUUCGGUGCACCGAAACGGUAGCUGCCUGUGUGGACGCUGGUUUCUAGCUCCCUAAUAUAUUGGUUAACGAUAAUUAUCUGUCUUCGAGGUGAACGGUUAACAGCUACAAAAACAUGGGGAUGCCUAAAUCCCAGACACCCCCCCCACCAUUAUUUUCAAUACAAUGGUAAAAAUCAGCUCCACUAUUGUUCAGCUCGUCUAUUGGUAACAUCAGAGAUGUGGGAGUUUUCGAGAGAAAGUCAAACAGAGCGAAGGAGAAGAAGCAGAGGAGGCUUGAAGAACGGGCAGCUAUGGAUGCUGUUUGCGCUAAAGUGGUUGCAGCCAAUAAGCUUGAAGAUCCUCUGUCGGCUUUUCCAGUGUUCAAGAAGUACGACAGAAACGGGUUAAAUCUGGAGAUUGAGUGUAAGCGGGUGACUGCACUGUCUUCCAUCACUGUGGAGUGGGCCUAUGAGCUGACCAGAGCCAAUGUACAGACACUAUAUGAACAGAGUGAGUGGGGAUGGAAGGAGAGGGAGAAAAGGGAGGAGUUGAAAGAUGAGAGAGCAUGGUAUCUCCUGGCUCGUGAUGCUGAAUCUGCCCCUGUUGCUUUCUCUCAUUUUCGAUUUGAUGUUGAAUGCGGUGACGAGGUGUUGUAUUGUUACGAACUCCAGUUGGAGAGCAAGGUCAGGCGGAAAGGUCUGGGAAAGUUCCUCGUCCAGAUCCUGCAGCUAAUUGCCAACAGUACACAAAUGAAAAAGGUCAUGUUGACCGUUUUCAAACACAACCAUGGAGCCUACCAGUUUUUUCGGGAGGCCUUACAAUUUGAGAUUGACGAAACCUCGCCCAGCAUGUCUGGUUGCUGUGGAGAUGAGUACUCGUACGAGAUCUUGAGUCGACGGACAAAAUACGGCGAGGUGUCGGGUCACGCGCACGCCGGCAGCCACUGUGGAGGCUGCUGCCAUUAGGUGCUCGUCCUGCUGUUCUGUUCUACAAACACUCCUCAUCCGAACCUCCUGUCAACAAUCAUGUUUGCCCCUACGUUACCCCCCCCAUAUUACAUCCCCUUAAGCCUAGUUCAGUCACGCCGUGUAGCCAAAAAGAACAAGAAAUGAAAAGGAACCAGUCAGAGUGCCACUGAUGCGGUCAUCUUUCAGUAACUGGUAUUUAACAGAGUGUUUAGAGUGAGAGAUCUUGCAGUAGGUUACAGAUCCUAAGUGACACGUAUAUCACUGUAAAUAAUGUGAAAUACGGUUUGGAUAGCUAACUUCUUGAAUGUUUCGUCAUGUGCGUUGAUGAGUGUGAAGUAGGUGACUGGAAAUUUGUAAUGAAAGUGCAGAGUGCAUUAUCACAUUUAUCCUUCAGUUACACAUGUGAUGCACACAAUGGUUUUGAUUUGUACACAUCCAAAUUAAAUCAUGAUUGGGAGAUUUAAAGCUUUAUUGACAAUGUUUGGGUUUAAACAUCAUGAAGGGUUAUCCUAUCACUAACUAACUAUUUUGAGUUUGUAUAAGACCAAUUAGAUUUUGCAAGCUUUCGCUAUUUUCUACCUCUGUGUUGGGUGUGAGUUUUGUUUUUGUUUUUUUUAUUAGUUUUCACAGAAUUUAUUUGAAAGUGUUACUGUUCUGGCUUCAUAGUUAAGGAUGAGAAGCCAUGUUUGAGGUACAUGUAUGUAACAUGGUGCUCUUAGUGUAAAAGUGAUGCAUUUUAAAGCUGUGAAGUGGUGACUGAACUAGGGCUUGGAUUAAUCUCAUCUAUGAAGGUCCUCCUUGUUGCUUAAUAUUUUUUAACUUAAUAGUUGCCCACAACUCGAAGAAAAAUAAGUAUAUUCCCUCUCCAGCUUCAUGAAUCUUUGAACAACAGAGAUGGCAGUAAUGCUCAUGUGACAGCUCUGUAUAGUGAACUUUUCCUCUCACCUCAGGAACCAGCAUGGUGAGUAGAACAUCUUCACAUCCCAUGAUGAUAAUCAUAGCAAACAUCAUGGCAGGAU